AUGUCUGGCUGGUUUAGUAUCGAUCCAAAUAAACUUAAAGAAUUAGCAGCAAACACAUUGAUAAAUGCACAAAAACAUAUAGACAAAGUUCUUGAUAUUAAGGACCUUGCUUCUGGUGCAGAACCGCAACCAACAAGUAAAAAUAAUUUAGCUACUAAUAUUGGAAUAAAUAAUCCUCCUCCUCCUUUGACGAUAACAACAACCACUGAUGAGUUUUUUUCGACAUUUCUCAAUAAUCAAAAACCGUCAACAUCAAAUAUAGAAGAAGAAGAAAUAAAAAUAGAAAAAGAUAGCUCAUUUUCAAAUUGGAAUUCAUGGACGGAUCAGAACAAUACAUCACAAAUGAUUUCUUCGGAAUCACAGUCAGAUCUAAUAACAACCGAACAGACUACAAAUGAAGAAGAAAGAACACCAAUAAUAGAAUCUAUUGAUAUUCCAACAUCAUCAUUAAUAACAGAAUCUAUUGAUAUAGAACAAGUACCAACAUCAUCAUUAAUAAUAGAAUCUGUUGGUAUAGAACAAGUACCAACAUCAUCGUUAAUAAUAGAAUCUGUUGGUAUAGAACAAGUACCAACAUCAUCAUUAACAACAGAAUCUGUUGGUAUAGAACAAGUACCAUCAUCGUCAUCAUUAACUGAAUCAUCAACUAUAACAGAAAGUUCUAGUAGUGAAAGUGCUAAUUCCUUACGACCAAUAUUAAAUAUUCCAUCAUCUGAAUCGACUAUUAUUGGUCAAAUUAUUGAAAAUAUAAUAGAUGAAAAACAAAUAUUUAUAAAUAAUGAAAAUGAAAAUAUAGAAUCUAAUAAUGAACAACAAUCUGAAACGAUUCAAUCACUACCAUCUGAUAAACGUGAUGUUAUUGAUUCUUGGAUAAAUAAUCGUGAGAAUAAUACAACAGAAAAUAAUCUUGAACAAUCAUUACAAAAUAAAGAUGAUACUAAUGCAUUAUCUCUUUUAUAUACAUCAUCAUAUCCACCAAAUAAUUUUUCAACAUCAUCAAUAAUUGAUGAUGAUUUAACACCAACAUCUGUUUCAACAACAAAUCAUGAUAAAGAACAACAAUUAGAAACUAUUUCAACCGAUGAAGAAGAUGUUAAUCCAUAUGUUGAACAAUCAAAUUCACCAACUCAUACUGCAUCAUCAUCCAAUGGAAAUGAUACACAUAGUAAAGGAUCAUCAUCCGAUGAUGGUAAACAUACAUCAUGUACAUCAUCAGAUAUUGAAGUAAUAUCAUGUCCAAGUGUAACUGGUGGUUUACCACUUAGUACAACAGAUACAUUUGAUAAAUGUCGAGAAUUACGUGAUGCUCGACGAGCUGUAGUACGUGAGGUUGUUGUUCGUUUUCCAUCACAUUCAACAAAUCUUAAAUAUCAUCAUCAUCCAUUAUCAAUGGAUAAUAUUGAUAAAAAUAUAACAUCAAAUUUUGAUACACCAUCAUGGUCAACUUUAAUUGAUGAAGCAGCUACUGAACAGAAUCACUAUCAGGAUUCACAUGAAGAGAAUGAUGAUAAUCAAGAAAAGUUUUUUAUGUCGGAAACUUCGAAAGAAUUAGGUGAAUUAAAAGAACGUCUUGAAUUACGUGAACAAGCUUUUAAAAAAUUAACAAAUGAAUCUAAUGAAUUACAUCGAACGAAUCAAUCACUGAAACAAUCAUUAACUGAAUUAGAACAACGUACAUCUCGUUUAACUAUUGAAUUUCAACAAACAAUUGAAAAUCUUUCAAUGAAAAUUGAAGAACAAAAACAUGUUUCACAAGAACGUGAUCAUCUUCGUAAACAACUUGAUACAUUACAAAAACAAUUAUUUGAAAAUUCAACAUCAUCUGGUAAUACAUUGACUGUAUUACGUGAAAAAGAAGAACAAAUACAACAAUUACUUGAUGAAGGUGAAAAAUUAUCAAAAACACAAUUACAACAUACAAAUAUAAUAAAAAAAUUACGAACUAAAGAAAAAGAACAUGAAACUCAAAUAACAUCAUUGAAUGCUCGAAGUGAUAAAUUAACAAAUGAAUUAGAUGAAGCAAAGAAAAAUUUACAAGAAAAAGAAGAAAAUGAAAAACAAUUAAAAGAAACCGUUAAAAAACUUGAAAAAUCUGCAAUACAUUAUGAAAAAGAAUGUAUAUCAUUAAAAUCAUUAUAUGAAGAUGCUGAAGAACAAAUUCGUAGUACAAAAGUUGCACUUGAAAAUUCUUAUAAAGAAAUAGCUGAAUUAAAUAAAACAAAAGCAGCAACAGAAAGUAAAGUUGUUGAAGCAACAUUAUCAGCUGAAAUAUUAUUAAAAGAAGAAAUUCGUUUGGCUGUUGAAAAAGAACGUAUUAUAUCAAGACAAGAACAAGAAAAAUUACAAAUGACUAUUGAUGAAUUAAGACAUUCUAUUCAACGAAGUGAAAUUCAACUUAAUCGAAGAGAACAAGUUUUAAGACAAGAAAUUAAUGAUCUUCGACAAAGACUUCAAGAAGCUGAAUCAAGAAAUGAAGACUUAACUCAAAAUAUUUCCAAUGCUACACGUCCACUUCUUCGUCAAAUCGAAAAUCUCCAAACAACAUACGUAACACAAAUAAAUUCUCUUGAAAAAACAGAACGUCAAUUAACUGAUCGUCUUGCUGAAAUGCAAGCACAAUAUGCUAUGAGUGUUGAACAUGAACGUGUAGCUAAUGAAACAUUAUUAGAAACGAACGCAAAAUGGAAAUUAGCUGAAGCUCAGUUAUCAACAUUAAAACAAGAUAAAACACGUUUUACUGCCGAAAUUGAUAUUCUUAGAAUGAAAUUAACUAAUCUUGAAGAUUCUAGACAAAGAGAAAAAAAUCAAAUUGAAACAAUGCAAGAAGCAUUUACUCAACAAAUCAAUAGUCUUAUACAAGAAAAGCGACAAUUUGAAUUAGAUGCUGAACUUGAAAAAACCAAAUAUGAAAGUGAUUUAAAACGAUUACAAAUUGUUCAUGAUGCAUUAAAAGAACAAAAUAAUUUAUUUGAUGCACAAUCAAUAAGUCGUUCAAGUUCAAAUCUUGAAUCAACACUUCAACAACAACGUAGUCGACGUUCAUCUGGUGGACAUGAUACACCAUCUUCAUUUUCAUUUGAACGUUCUCCAUUUGUUCCAACACCAAAACCAAGUGUAUAUGAAACUUUAAGAAAUACAGGUGCUAUAGCUGUACUUGAAAGUUUAGAAUCACAAUUAAAAGAAAAAGAAGGCGAAAUAACAUUAUUACAAAGUGAAAUUGCAGAUUUAGAACGUACACGAGAAUCAAUGGCACGUGAAUUAGUUAAUUUAUCAACAAUAAAUGAAAAAUUACAACAACAAACACAAAAUUAUCCAAUAUUAAAUGAACAAUAUAAGGAAUUAGAAAAACGUUAUGAUGCACUUUUAACAAUGUACGGAGAAAAACAAGAAGAAGCUGAUGAACUUCGACUUGAUCUAGCAGAUGUCAAGACACUUUAUCGAGCUCAGAUUGAUGAUUUGAUGAAGCAAAAUUCUCAAAUACGAUAA
Rotaria sordida is the source of this 3486-nucleotide messenger RNA. The record is from the annotation of a GenBank genome assembly. NCBI's taxonomy places the organism in Eukaryota, Metazoa, Rotifera, Eurotatoria, Philodinida, Philodinidae.